This is a messenger RNA of Malassezia pachydermatis, 1302 nucleotides long. RefSeq names its product gdsl family lipase. Lineage: Eukaryota; Fungi; Basidiomycota; Malasseziomycetes; Malasseziales; Malasseziaceae. Gene Ontology annotation, molecular function: hydrolase activity, acting on ester bonds. The coding region runs from base 1 to 1302 and encodes 433 amino acids. The transcript has a single exon. The record is from RefSeq and is a predicted model, not a curated record.
AUGGUACGUUUGGGAACUGUCUUUGCUGUAGCGGGCACUCUGUGCGCUGCUGUGGCGCAAGCCCAGUCUAGUGAUCCGCCGUCUGCGCCUUCGCAGCAGGCCGUGUCGACGUUCGGCAGUGGCGACAGCUCUGCUGCGCCUUCGCCGUCGAGUGUGGCGUCGUCGGCGGCUCCUUCAAGCGCGUCGUCGAGUGCUCCUGCCUCGUCGUCUUCUGCCCCUAGCAGUGCGGCGGCCGCGCCAGCGGCUGCGCCCUCGCCCUCGUUCAACUCCUCUGGCAAAGUGCCGUACAUCUCGCGUGUCGUCGUGUUUGGUGAUUCGUAUGUUGAUCUGGGCAACGGCGACUUUGUCCUCUCUAACAAGACGUGGCCGGCUGACUCUGCCUACGCGGAUGGCCGCUUCACCAAUGGUAUGACGUGGCCUGAGCAGCUGGCACAGAAGCUUCGUGCGGACAUGGCUGGCUACGCAUUUGGUGGUGCGACGACCAACAACUCGUUGGUGCAGGGCUUGGCUGGUCUCAACGACACGAUCCAGGUGCCGGAUCUCGCGAUGCAGGUGGACAACUAUUUGAAAGAUGCGCAGAACAAGUCGGACCCGAAUGGUCUAUACAUUCUGGCGGCUGGCUCCAACGACUUCUUCUUCGGCAUGAAGAACGACACCAACCCUGUGUCGUUGGCCAACCGCUCGGUGGACUCGCUGUUGACGCAGGCAGACCGUCUGGCCUCGACAGGUGCCAAGUAUCUCAUGAUCCCGACGCUGACUGACAUGGGCCGCCUUCCGCACGGGCUCAACUACACCAAUGCGUCGUCGUCGGCUGGCGCUACGAUGUUCGCCAAUGUGUUCAACGAGAUGAUGAAGUCACGCGCCAAGAUGUUUUUGAACCAGAGCUCGACGGUGUACGUGGUGGACAUGCAGAACCCGCUGCUGCUGUACAUGGCGCAGGCGCAGCAGAACAACGUGACCAACGUGACGGAUGCUUGCUUGCGUGGUGUGCACAAGGUGGAAAUCGAUGCGGGUGUGCCGCGUAGCCUGUGUGAGAACCCGAACACGUACGUGUUCUGGGACAUUUACCACCCUACAUCGCACACGCAUCAACAAUUCGCUAUGGUGGCAGCUAAUGAAAUGGACCUCGUCGCCUCGCGUGCGAAGCCGAAGAUGGGACAGGACAGCAACUCGGUGGGUGGCGCUGCUGUGGGCGGUAGCCCCAGCAGUAGCUCGGCUCUGGCUGCUUCGUCGACGUCCAGUGGCUCGGCUGCUCCGCCGCCAUCGAGCGAGCCUGCGCCGGCCCCGUCGAGUGCCCCGUAA